AUGGAGAAACUUUUGGUGGCUUCCUUUCACAUGGACCAAGAAGCUCUGGUGUGGUUCCAGGACGCAGAGGAUGCUGGAAUUUUCUGUAACUGGGAGGGUAUGGUACAAGCCUUGUAUGUCAGAUUUGGAUCAACACCAUAUGAUGAUCCAAUGGAGGCCCUUACCAGGUUGAAACAGACCUCAACAGUAGCUGUUUACAAAGCUGAAUUUGAGGCCUUAUCAAAUCGAAUCAAAGGCUUAUCAUCAACACAAAAGAUGAGUUGCUUCUUAAGUGGUUUGAGAGAUGAAAUUCGUUUGCCUGUGAGAAUGUUAAAUCCACCAUCAUUGAAUGCAGCCUUUGGUUUGGCUAAGAUUCAAGAGGAGUAUUGGAGCAGUUGCAAAAGGAGUUCUAGAAUCCAACAAGAAUCGGGUAAGCCAUCUAUUUUGGGUCCUCCUAGAGUCAACACAUUUUUAGAGGCCAAGUCUAGAAUUCCAAUUAAAAGAAUCUCUCCUGCUCAAAUGGAAGAUAGGAAAAAGAAGGGAUUAUGUUAUAAUUGUGAUGAUAAAUGGAGUCCUGGUCAUAAAUGUAAAAGUGCCAAGAUAUUUCUGCUUGAGGGAAUUGAUUUGGGACUUGAUCCACAGUCGGGUGUCAAGAUUACUGAGUUGGAAGAAGACCUGGGAAGUUCAAUGGUUGAAAAAGAAGACACUAAUAGCAAUCCUGAGGAGGUUCAGAUAACCUUAUAUGCUUUAAUUGGUAACCCCACGCCUGGUACUAUGAGGAUUAGGGGUAAAAUCAAUGGAGUAAGUAUGGUAGUGUUGCUUGACACAGGCAGCACCCAUAACUUCAUUGAUGCAGCCUUAGUCCCUGGACUGAAAUUAGCAGUUGACCAAUCACAGACACUGGAGGUCAAGGUAGCCAAUGGUGCCUUGAUCAGGACUAAGGGAUUUUGUGAUCAAGUACCAGUUUGCUUGCAGGGCAGGGAGUUUUCUAUUCAAUUCCAUGUGUUACCACUUGGAGGAUGUGAUGUGGUGCUAGGAACACAGUGGCUAACUACAUUGGGUGAUAUUCAAUGGAAUUUCCAAUUCUUAACUAUGGGAUUCUGUCAUCAAGGGCACAACAUCAAGCUGCAAGGAUUGAAGCAAACUGAUUCACAUCUCAUUGAUGGUGACCAAUUUCUUAAAACCCCAAUCAAAAAGGGUCUGGUGGUUCAUAUUUCAAACACUUCAUCACUGGAGAAACAGGCUGCAUUACCUGUGGCAGUAACUGAUCUACUGCAAGAUUUUUCUCAUGUUUUUGAUACUCCACUAGGCCUGCCUCCUCUCAGGGGUCAUGAACAUCAUAUCACCCUUAAAGAUGGAGUUCAACCAGUCUGCCAGAGGCCAUACAGGUAUCCUUUUUAUCAAAAGAAUGAGAUAGAAAAAAUAGUUAAGGAAUUGUUGAAUGCUGGAUCUAUAAGGAAUAGUUGCAGUCCCUUUUCAUCUCCUGUUUUGUUGGUGAGGAAGGCAGAUGGUUCUUGGCGUAUGUGCAUUGAUUAUAGACAGCUUAACUUGAAUACCAUUAAGGAUAAGUUUCCAAUACCUGUUAUUGAUGAAUUGCUUGAUGAGCUGAAUGGUGCUUGCAUAUUUUCUAAACUUGACUUAAGGUCGGGAUAUCAUCAGAUUAGGAUGAGUGAGGAAGACAUUCCUAAGACAGCCUUUAGGACUCAUGAGGGGCAUUAUGAAUUUCUGGUUAUGCCCUUUGGACUCACUAAUGCUCCUUCAACAUUCCAGUCCCUAAUGAAUCAAGUGUUUAGACCCUACCUUAGAAGGUUUGUUCUUGUGUUUUUUGAUGACAUUCUGGUGUAUAGCAAGUCCCUGGUUGAACAUGUUUCUCAUCUCAAAACUGUAUUGGAGGUGUUAACUAAGGAGAAGUUAUUUGCAAAGAAAUCCAAGUGUGUCUUUGCUUGUGAAGAGGUGGAGUACUUGGGCCACUUGAUUUCUGGUGAGGGAGUAAGGACAGAUCCUAGGAAAACAAUGGCAAUGCAACAAUGGCCUACUCCAAAGAUGUUAAGGCCUUGA
Messenger RNA from Quercus lobata, 2037 nucleotides. RefSeq lists its product as uncharacterized. NCBI's taxonomy places the organism in Eukaryota, Viridiplantae, Streptophyta, Magnoliopsida, Fagales, Fagaceae. The record is from RefSeq and is a predicted model, not a curated record. The transcript has a single exon. Gene Ontology annotation, biological process: proteolysis. The coding region runs from base 1 to 2037 and encodes 678 amino acids. Gene Ontology annotation, molecular function: aspartic-type endopeptidase activity.